Theileria orientalis strain Shintoku is the source of this 654-nucleotide messenger RNA. RefSeq lists its product as uncharacterized. NCBI's taxonomy places the organism in Eukaryota, Apicomplexa, Aconoidasida, Piroplasmida, Theileriidae. The record is from RefSeq and is a predicted model, not a curated record. The coding region runs from base 1 to 654 and encodes 217 amino acids. The transcript has 8 exons.
AUGAUAGGAUUCCAUAACUUUUGCUCUACAAUUCGGCCUUCUAGAGCAAUUCAUAGAGUUAACGCCCACAUGUUAUCUCAUAAGAUAGAUUUACACGAUUUCAGAGAAAAGUUACACAACUGCAAAGCUAAAUACACAUUUAACGGUAACAAAUCAUCAAACAUAACGUUUGACUCGUUUUCUGAGUCGCUCGAAGUCGUUGAAACUACAGGGUAUGUUGUAAAUAACCGCAUUAAACUUAGAAAAACGCGUGUUCAUGAUGGAACGAUUAGUCUAACCACUUCUGAUAACAGGGAGUACGAUCAGAUCGCAAUUUCUUUUGCCAUGAUCAAUGCCGUUAAACUAAACUACUUGGAGCUCGACAUUACAAAUGCGCUUGAGUUGAAGAACAAUGCCCUCAACGAGCUUGUUAACGUCGUAAAAUCGCACAAACUGGACAGGCUUGCUAGAACUCUUUUCGAUCUUGAGACCAGAGCCCACAAUUGCAGAUACAGGCUGAACCUCCAGCAAGAUCUGCUCGAAUACCCUGAUGUGUUAUGGGACUAUGACAAGCAGUGCGACCUGUUCAACAGGGUCCAAAUCACGUUUGACAUUCCCAAGAGACUCGAUAACUUGAACCACAGAUUAUCAUCGCCGUUAUAUCUGUUGAACUAG